UCAGCAAGAGAGAGCAGCUAGAGAAGGAGGGGAGGGCGUAUGUCAGCUGGAUCAGCAAGUGAGAGCAGCUAGAGAGGGAGCCACAGCACAGUGAAAGAGUGUGUGUGUGUAUGAGCCUGCCUGCCUGCCUUCCUGCUUGCUUGCCUGACUGACUGACUGUGUGUGUGUGUGUGUGUGUGUGUGUGUGAAAGAAAAAGAGGGAGAGGGAGAGAGAGAGUCAGGGAGCUUGUGGAUACUACUCCACCAGACUGCAUGUCUCUGGCAUCACUAGGGGAGCAGUCCACACAUUACAGAGGUGGACUCCAAUCAAGUUGAAGAAACAUCUCAAGGAUGAUCAAUGAAAACAGGAUGCACCUGAGAUCGAUUGCAAGUCUCAUAGCAACGGGUCUGAAUACUUAUGUAAAUAAGACAGCCUCUACCAGGCCUAGCUGAGAAUCUCUAUCAUGGCGUCCAACAACACAGCAAGCAUCGCCCAGGCCAGGAAACUGGUAGAGCAGCUGAAGAUGGAGGCCAACAUUGACAGGAUAAAGGUGUCCAAAGCAGCAGCAGACUUAAUGUCGUACUGCGAAGCCCAUGCCAAAGAGGACCCACUCCUGUCGCCGGUGCCCGCAUCCGAAAACCCUUUUAGGGAGAAGAAGUUCUUCUGUGCCAUCCUGUAAACGGGGUGUGGUUUAUUUGGUCUGACAGGAAGUCUACUCAUCUUGGGACAUUGAACGAGGACGUUCAAUAUGUAGACAUCUUCUAACAGAAGGGCAUGGAGGAGUAGUACUGUCUCUUUCUCUACAAUGGAAGUUAAAGCAGGCAUUUAAAAAACACAGAGUAAGACGUAACCAUUUACAGCGGUCUGAUCUGACCUGAUCUGAGGGCUGUUGUUGAGGGCUGUGCAGCAUGUUUGAUGGAUCCAUCCGUGUAGUCAGAGGACAACCGAAGAUAGUAUGGUUAUCCACCCAGAAACAUGAUGGACAACCAAUCAACCAAGUCUUCAGGUUGUGUUUAAAAUAAAAAAGAAUGAAGGAAAAAAAUUAAACAAAAAAUAUUUUGUGGUUCUUUUGGAACAUGAAAUCCAAGUGUUACAUUAAAUGAUGGGUUGGGUAGGGUAGGGUAGAUGAGCUGCUUACCACCAGAUACUAACGCCUGUUUAUCGGAAUGUUUUUAUUUUUGCUGUUGUUUAUUUUAUGCAGAUUUUGAUUCUGAGAUGAAUUGGUUUGGCUAUAUCACUUAGACAACUUUCUAUACUGUAUGUGAUUACUGAAACAGCUAUUUUAACUUUCUUUCUUUCUUUUUUUACAUCGUUAGAAUUGGUGAAAGCUGUUGUAAUGGAAAGUUUGGACAUUCAAUUAAGUGAUAUUCUUUACAGACAUGUUUCUUUAAACAACAUAUAUAUCUGGCAAUGUGGUACAGUAUGUGUCUCCUUCAGAUACAAGCUCUCUUUUUACUAUUUGUAUAAAAAUACUAGCAAGUAAACUGUGUUGUGCUGUGCGUUCUGAAUGUUUGUGUUUAUCAUUAAUAAUUGCAUGAAAUUAACUAUUUUUUAAUUUUAUUUUUAAUGUGGGGAUUGUAUGAACGAGGCAGCCUCCAUCUGGCAGUGCCAACUGUAUUAAAAGGAUAACAAUGACUCAAAA
Messenger RNA from Salvelinus fontinalis (brook trout), 1622 nucleotides. Its product is annotated as guanine nucleotide-binding protein G(I)/G(S)/G(O) subunit gamma-2. The transcript is spliced from 4 exons. Gene Ontology annotation, molecular function: G-protein beta-subunit binding. Gene Ontology annotation, cellular component: heterotrimeric G-protein complex. NCBI's taxonomy places the organism in Eukaryota, Metazoa, Chordata, Actinopteri, Salmoniformes, Salmonidae. The record is from RefSeq and is a predicted model, not a curated record. Gene Ontology annotation, biological process: G protein-coupled receptor signaling pathway. Bases 444 to 659 code for a protein of 71 amino acids.